Messenger RNA from Phalaenopsis equestris, 1891 nucleotides. Its product is annotated as glycerol-3-phosphate 2-O-acyltransferase 4-like. NCBI's taxonomy places the organism in Eukaryota, Viridiplantae, Streptophyta, Magnoliopsida, Asparagales, Orchidaceae. The coding region runs from base 118 to 1590 and encodes 490 amino acids. The record is from RefSeq and is a predicted model, not a curated record. Gene Ontology annotation, molecular function: glycerol-3-phosphate 2-O-acyltransferase activity; phosphatase activity. The transcript is spliced from 2 exons. Gene Ontology annotation, biological process: cutin biosynthetic process. Gene Ontology annotation, cellular component: membrane.
UUCAUAUAAACCGAACAGCCGCAUCGCCUUCUCUGCAAGCGCAACCCCCCUCUCCUCCCUAACAGCAGGUUCUCAUUUCUCAAUUCUCACGCAAGAAGUACUAAUCCCAAUUACGCCAUGAAAGAAGAACACCACCGCUUCCCCUCAAUCGCCAACUGCGAUCUCUCCGGCCGCGAAACUCACGCCGUCGCCGCCGAUCUCGACGGAACCCUCCUCGUCUCCCGCAGCUCCUUCCCUUACUUCUUCCUCCUAGCAGCAGAAGCCGGCAGCCUUUUCCGCGCCGCUCUCCUCCUCCUCCUCUCCCCCCUCAUCCUCUUCGUCUACAGACUAGCCUCCGAAGCCGCCGGAAUCCAGAUCAUGAUCUACAUCGCGGUCGCCGGAAUACCGAUCCGAGACAUUGAGCUCGCCGCUCGCGCCGUGCUUCCGCGAUUCUAUGCCGCGGAUGUUCGACGGGAUAGUUAUCGCGCUUUCCGGGCGUGCGGGCGGCGGAGAGUGGUGGUGACCGCAAAUCCGACGGUGAUUGUGGAUCCGUUCGUGAAGGAGUAUUUGGGAGGGGAUCGGGUGCUGGGAACGGAGCUGGAGGUGGAUUUGAAAACAGGGAAGGCUACAGGGUUUGUGGCCGGAGCAGGGGUGCUGGUUGAUGAAAGGAAGCGGGAUGCGGUUCGGAAGGAGUUUGGGGAUGAUUUGCCGGAGCUAGGGAUUGGGGAUCGGGGAUCCGAUCAUGCGUUUAUGGCGAUCUGCAAGGAGGGUUAUAUGGUUCCACCAAACCGGUCCGCCCCACGCGUGCCACAAAACGAGCUCCAGGCUCGCACGAUCUUCCACGACGGCCGUCUCGUCCAGCGGCCGGAACCCUCGGCGGCUCUCCGAGUCCUUCUCUGGUUCCCUCUCGGCCUCCUUGUAGCAUUAUUCCGCGUCUUCUUCAACCUCCCCAUCCCCCCACACCUCGUCCGCUACACCUACCGUCUUACCGGCAUCCGCCUCUCCAUCCGCGGCCAUGCACCGCCACCUUCCACCCCCGGCUCCCUCCUCGUCUGCAACCACCGCACCGCUCUCGACCCCAUUCUCGUCAGCAUCGCCCUCGGCCGCCCCGUUUCCUGCGUCACCUACAGCAUCUCCCGCGUCUCCAGCUUCCUUUCACCCAUUCCUAACGUCCCCCUCUCCCGCGAUCGCGCCACCGAUGCCGCUCGGAUCUCCGACCUCCUCCGCCGCGGCGACGUCGUCGUCUGCCCCGAAGGAACGACUUGCCGCGAGCCAUUUUUGCUCCGAUUCAGCGCUCUGUUUGCGGAGCUUAGCGAUCGGAUCGUUCCGGUGGCCAUCAACACGAAACAGAGCGUGUUCUACGGGUCGACGGUAAGGGGGUUUAAGUUUGCGGAUCCUUUUUUCUUUUUCAUGAAUCCGAGGCCGGAGUACGAGGUGACUUUCUUGCCGCCGUUGAGGAAGGAGGAGACUUGCGGCGGCGGGAGGUCGGCGAUUGAGGUUGCGAACCAUGUGCAGAAGGUGAUUGCGGAUGAGCUUGGGUUUCAGUGCACGGAGCUUACGAGGAAGGAUAAGUAUCUUAGGCUUGGAGGGUAUGAUGGGAAGAAAGGGUGAGAGAUGCUCCCAAGGUGUUUGAUGAAAUGCCUCACCCUUCAAUGUUAAAUUUUUUUAUUAAAUUAUUAUUAUUUUCUUGCUUUUGUUGUUGAAAUAUUUGCUCAAUAGCGUAAUUUGUUCGAUGAAAUGUCCAACGGGUACUGAUUUAAUGGCAUGGCAAAUGCUGUGAUUGUUGCUAUGUAAAACUAGGGCUAAUUCAGUUUCAAACGGCUCUAUUUUUCUCUUUAUGGGAAUAUUUCAACAUUGUGGUCGUAUGCUCGUAUUCAUUUCUCAAAAGUUUGUUCUCAAUAUUUUCAAAUGA